Messenger RNA from Heterostelium album PN500, 711 nucleotides. Its product is annotated as DUF3430 domain-containing protein. Lineage: Eukaryota; Evosea; Eumycetozoa; Acytosteliales; Acytosteliaceae. The coding region runs from base 1 to 711 and encodes 236 amino acids. The transcript has 4 exons. The record is from RefSeq and is a predicted model, not a curated record.
AUGCAUUUAAUUAGUCAUUCACUUGAUUCCUCUAUACAAAAGAAUAGUGGUCGUGUGUUUAAAUGUCUAACGACAUUGUUGAAUGCUACUAUUGCCUUGACUUUGGCAAAGCAACAAUAUAUCAAUGUUAGAACCUUCCAAUACGAUAUAAACUGUAAUGGCUCUGGUUCACUUAGCGAUAGCUAUGAAGCCUGUGCUCCAUCUUUAUUCAUAGGUGAAGCAUUCUACAAAGUAGGUGUCUGUGUCAGUUUCAACGGUCUACCUACAAUCUUCACAAUUCAAAAUACCGAGGGUGUCUUCAUCAUUGAUACAACCUACCAAGAUUUCACCUGUAAAAUCCCACUCCAAUACCCCUCAGUCGUUCCACAAGAGGAAUGUAUUAAUAUCUGUUCCGCUAAUCCAACCGUUGUUUCGAUUGUCGAUGAAAUCGUAAAAAGUCCAGCCAAUUCAUACACUGAGGUUAGUUAUGCUGGUAGUUGCAAUGGUAACUGGAAGAGUAACUUCAACGCAAUCGAGUACACUUUGACCAACACCUGUGUAAACAAUCCAGACGGAUCCACUUUUACCAAAUGUAACUCAACUGAUAUCGUCAGUAAAGUCACAACAUUCUACGAAUGUCACCUCUGGGAAGGUACUGCUGAUAGUCAAACCGGUGCCGACUGUGGUACUGAAGGUGGUUUCAAUACUUUCAGAUUCUGCGGUAAUCAAUAA